Molecule: messenger RNA, 4040 nt
Organism: Salpingoeca rosetta
Lineage: Eukaryota; Choanoflagellata; Craspedida; Salpingoecidae
Product: splicing factor 3b subunit 3
Exons: 28
Coding region: 131-3829 (1232 amino acids)
Biological process (GO): mRNA splicing, via spliceosome
Cellular component (GO): nucleus; U2 snRNP
Molecular function (GO): protein binding; U2 snRNA binding
Source: RefSeq, a predicted model, not a curated record
CCACACGAGUGAAGCCAGCCAGUGCAGGUCGCUCGUUCGCGCACAGCAGUCUGCCUCCUUUCUCCCUCCUCGCUUGCUUUCUUGUGUGUGUGUGUUGCGUGAGUGUGUGACGAGAGAGCCAGCACCAGUCAUGCAUCGCAAGAGCACUGCGCCAGAUGUACACCUGUACAACUUGACGCUGCAGAAGACGGCCCGCAUCAACCAAGCCGUGCACGGCAACUUUGCUGGCACAAAGCAACAGUUGAUUGUCGUCGGACGUGGCAAGAUCCUUGAGCUGCUCAAGCCAGACAGCACCACUGGAAACCUGACGUCUCUUUGCGUGACGGAGAUUUAUGGCGUUGUUCGGUCACUGCAGCCGUUCCGCCUGACUGGCGGCAACAAAGACUACCUCGUCGUCGGCACAGACUCUGGCCGCAUCACUGUGCUAGAGUAUGACACAGACACCAACCUCUUCAAGAAGGUGCAUCAGGAGACGUUUGGCAAAUCUGGCUGCCGCCGCAUUGUUCCCGGCCAGUACCUCGCUGCCGACCCCAAGGGCCGCGCCGUCAUGAUCGGUGCCUUUGAGAAGCAGAAGCUCGUGUACAUUUUCAACCGUGACGCCGCCGCCCACCUCACCAUCUCCUCCCCGCUCGAGGCUCACAAGUCGCACACGAUUGUGUAUGACACUGUUGGGGUUGACGUUGGCUUUGACAACCCGAUCUUCGCGUGCCUUGAGGUUGAUUAUGAGGAGGUGGACGAGGAUCCCACCGGCGAGGCGCGGCAGUUCCUCACCCAAAGCCUCACGUUUUAUGAGCUCGACCUUGGGCUGAACCACGUUGUGCGCAAGGAGUCGAUUCCUCUGGAUGAGUUUGCAAACAAGCUCGUCUCUGUCCCCGGCGGCAGCGACGGCCCAGGCGGAGUGCUGGUGUGCUCGCCCGGGCGCAUCACGUGGCGGACGUACGGCGAGCACGAGCCCGUGGCCAUCAAUCUCCCGCGCCGGGACGACCCACUGCGCACCGACCGCGCCCCGCUCGUCACCGCCGUCACCAUGCACAAGACCAAGCGCAUGUUCUUCUUCCUCGUCCAGACUGAGGAAGGGGACCUGUUCAAGCUGACGAUGGUUGCGGAGAAGGGUGAGGUGAGCGGCCUCAUCAUCAAGUACUUUGACACCGUGCCCGUUGCCAACGCCAUGUGUCUCCUCAGGAACGGUCUUCUCUUCGUCGCCGCGGAAUACGGAAACCACCACUUGUAUCAGAUUGCGAGUCUCGGCGACAAUGAGGACGAACCCUCGUACCUCAGCAUCGACCCCCUCGACAAGAUCCACUACUUCCGCCCGCGCGACCUGCUCAACCUUGCGCUCGUUGAUGACCAAGAGAGCCUCCAUCCCAUGAUCGCAUGCCAGCUGGCCGAUCUGCACGAAGAAGAGACACCGCAGCUGUACGCCCUCUGCGGACGCGGGGCCAAGUCGUCGUUCCGCGUGCUGCGCCACGGCCUGGAGGUGUCUGAGGUGGCCGUUUCGGAGCUGCCCGGUAACCCGAGCGCUGUCUGGAGCGUCAAGCGCCACGUCGACGAUGAGAGCGACACGUAUCUUGUGCUGUCGUUUGUGGACAAGACACUAGUGCUUGGGAUUGGGGAAACGGUUGAGGAAGUGAAGGACAGCGGGUUCCUUGAAGAAGUGCCCACGCUCUCCGCCUCGCGCAUUGGCGACGACUCCUUGCUCCAGGUGUACCCUGGCGGUAUCCGGCACAUCCGGUUUGACCAGCGGGUGAAGGAGUGGAAGGCGCCCGGCAGCACUGCCAUCACCAACUGCGCCGUCAACGAGCGGCAGGUUGUCAUCACCCUCUCCAGCAACGAGCUUGUCUACUUUGAGCUUGACCGCGCUGGCCAGCUCAACGAGUACACGGAGCGCAUUGAGAUGACAAGCAAGGUCACUGCCAUGGCGCUUGCUCCUGUUGCCGAGGACGCGUUUACGUCGCAGUUUCUUGCGCUUGGCCUUGAGGACAACACGGUGCGCGUGCUGUCGCUGGACCCGUCGUCCUGUCUGCAGCCGCUCAGGAUGCAGGCCCUCCCCGGCGCCCCAUCCUCCCUCUGCAUCAUCGAGAUUGCGGGCCAAGCUGGCGAGCCCGGGACGCUGCAGCUGCACAUUGGUCUUGCAAACGGCGUUGUCUCCCGCAGCACCAUGGACAAAGUCACAGGCGACUUGUCUGACUCGCGCACGCGGUAUCUGGGUGUGCGUGAGGUUCGCCUGUUCCCCGUCCGUGCGCACGGCCACCCUGCCGUCCUAGCGCUCUCCACGCGCCCCUGGAUCGCCUUUACAUACCAGGGCCAACCGCGCAUGGCGCCGCUGUCAUACGAAGCGCUCGAGUACGCGCACAUGUUCUGCUCGGAGCAGUUGCCAGAGGGCAUUGUUGCCGUGGCAAAGAACACUCUGCGCAUCCUGUCGCUGCAGAACCUCGGCUCCAUCUUCAAUCAGUCUACCAUCCCGCUCGCAUACACCCCGCGCAAAUUCUUCCUCGACGAGAAGACUGCGAUUGCGGUGAUCAUUGAGGGCGAUCAGGCCACGCUCACGGCGCAGGAGAAGAAGGCCCGCCUCAGCGGCGCGGCGAAGAAGGAGGAGGGCGAUGAUGACAUGAUGGUGGACGACGACGAUGACAUGAUGGUUGAUGAUGACGACGAGGCUUCAAAGCCCAACGGCGACGCCGCACCAAGCAAGCCGCCGCUUGACGUGCAGCAGUUUGGGGAGCCGCGCGUCGAGGAUGGUCGGUGGGCGAGCCAGAUCAGGGUCGUCGACGCAAAGGAGGGCAAGACCUUGCAGACUGUGCAGCUCGCACAGGACGAAAUGCUCACCAGCAUAUGCAAGAUGCAGUUUACUGUUUCGCAGGGGUUCACGCACGUGAUUGUUGGCGGCGUGCGUGGCUGGGAUGCGAAGAAGAACACGUUUGCGUCUGCGUUUAUCGACACGUACCUCUUCUCUGCGCCCGACGGCUCGGCGCGCCUCACAAAACUCGACUUUGUGCACCGCACGGAGGUCGAGGCGAUGCCGUGUGCGCUGACGCCGUUUGCGGGGCGUCUCAUUGCCGGCGUCGGAAACAUUGUCCGCAUCUACGACAUGGGCCGCAAAAAGCUCUUGCGCAAGUGCGAGAACAAGCACCUGCCAAGCCGCGUUGUGGACAUUGAGGUGAUGGGCACGCGCGUCGUUGUAGCCGACCAGCGCGAAUCCGUCUUCUUCCUCAAAUACAAGCCUACAGAAAACGUGCUGAGCGUGUUUUGCGACGACACGACGCCCCGCUGGUGCACUGCGAUGCUCAUGGUCGACUACUCGACUGUCUGCGUUGCAGACAAGUUUGGCAACGUCUCCGUGCUGCGCUGUCCGGACGAUGUGACGGACACGCUGCAGGAGGACCCGAGCGGCGCAAAGGCGUUUUGGGCCCGCGGAUAUCUCAACGGCGCCCCGCAGAAGCUGGUGCAAGUUGCCAACUUCUACAUUGGAGAGAUUGUGCAGAGUCUGCACAAGACGACGCUGACGCCGAGCGGAACAGAGUGCAUUGCCUACACCACCCUCUCCGGCAGCAUUGGUGCACUCAUGCCCUUCUCGCACAAGGAGGAUGCUGAGUUUUUCCAGACGCUUGAGCUUCAUCUUCGCCAGGAGCACCCGCCCAUCUGCGGCCGCGAUCACCUCGCCUUCCGCUCAGCUUACGUCCCGUGCAAGUCUGUGAUUGACGGGGACCUGUGCGAGGAGUACAACAUGCUCUCUGCGUCGCUCAAGUCUGACAUUGCCGAUGGGCUCGAGCGCACGCCGCAGGAGGUGGCGAAGAAGCUUGAGGAGUUCCGCACGCGCUACGCUUUCUAGGCACGCCGGGUGAUUGUGCGAUUGUGUGCAUGUGUGGUUCUGUUGCGUGACUGUGUGAUUGUGUGGUUGUGGUUCUGUUUUGGGUGCUGGCAUGCGUUUGUGUUCGCAUUGGUGCGGUUCUUGCUUGGUCUCUACUACUUGGCAUGUUUACGGGCGGUGUGUGUGUGUGUGUGUGAUGGUCAGCAAGAACAAAUAAAGGUGUCGUUGUGUA